This is a messenger RNA of Anopheles arabiensis, 5731 nucleotides long. RefSeq lists its product as uncharacterized. The record is from RefSeq and is a predicted model, not a curated record. The transcript has 2 exons. Lineage: Eukaryota; Metazoa; Arthropoda; Insecta; Diptera; Culicidae. Gene Ontology annotation, molecular function: nucleic acid binding; zinc ion binding. Bases 1331 to 2518 code for a protein of 395 amino acids.
ACUAUCAGUGAAGAUGAAGUCGAUGCUGCCAUAUCGCAACUGAAGCUUUCGUAUGCCUCUGGGCCGGACAACAUUCCCAGUGCAAUUCUUAUUCACUGUAAGGCUGCUCUUUUGCCUAUUCUGACUCAACUUUUCAACAAAUCCUUACAGUCGAAAUGCUUCCCGCAAAUAUGGAAAUCUUCUUACAUGUUUCCUGUCUUCAAAAAAGGUGAUAAAUCUGAUAUAUGUAAUUAUCGCGGAAUCUCUAUGCUAUGUGCUUGUAGUAAGCUGUUUGAAAAAGUUAUGUUCCGCCACAUGUCCUACGCUUUCCUGCCUGUUAUAUCUGUUAUGCAACACGGCUUCAUGCCUAAACGUUCGAUUGAAACUAACCUGCUUCAUUUGCUUCAAUUUUGCUACUCCAAUAUUGACAAGGGCCUCCAGGUUGAUGUCAUUUAUACCGACUUCUGCGCUGCAUUUGACAAGGUCAACCACUACUUAUUGCUUGCUAAAUUAUUAAAAUAUGGUGUACACUCAAAUUUUUUAGCAUGGUUAGAAAGCUACCUAAUGAACCGUUGCAUUAAUGUAAAAAUUGGAAAAACUUUUUCUGACCCUUUCUGUAACUUUUCUGGUGUUCCACAAGGAAGCAUAAUAGGGCCAUUAUUAUUUAUUAUAUUUAUUAACGAUAUUGUGUUUGCUGUUCCCAACGUCAAUGUUUUACUAUAUGCAGACGAUCUUAAGAUGUUCCUUGCUGUUGAAAAUUCAAAUCACUGCGAAAUACUUCAAGAUUCCAUAAACCGUUUUUUGACGUGGUGCCAUGAUAACGAAAUGUUUGUGAAUGUACAAAAAUGUAACUGCAUUACUUUCUCUAAGAAAAGGAUUCCAAUAACUUUUAAUUACAAAAUAGGUCAAGACAGUGUGCCGCGGUCAUCUGUAGUUCGUGAUUUAGGAAUAAUGUUAGACAGUGUAACGUCCGGACUAAUAUCGCCCACUGUGCACUCAACCCGAACCCCGAACGCAGCGGUAUAAACGCGUUAUACCUUGACCGCUGGAGCACCCGGUGUGCUAGAUGAACUGUCAUAGAAUAAAGCUCUCUUCUUGGCGCGACAUUGAACUGAACAGACGUAAGCCACUGACUUCUGCGUAUAAUUAUUUGUGUGCUCUUCCGAAUUGUGCUAAAUCCUAUUUAAACGGCCAAUUAACCUUCCGCCAACCGUAAAACGCUUGGUCGUUACAUCUCAGAAGUGGGAUUACCAACAAAAAGUCGCCUACAAACCGCCUGCAAGCCGCUUAACCAGCCGGUCUACGUGUGUCUGUGUAUGUGUGUGCGUGUGACAUAACGCCAUCUCAUCAAAUGGUGGGCAAAGACGAACUUCGCCGGGCGCUCAUCGAAGCCGGCGUCGACGUACCGAAUACCGCCACCCUCGCACAACUUCGGCAACUUUACGCCUCUCUCGAGCUGGUCGCUCGUUCCCCCCGUGCAGCGCAGCCCACCACCUCGGCCAUGGCAUCAGCCUCCGCUUACGCAAACCAUCCCGAGGCCGCCAUUUUGUAUCUCCCUCAUGAAAAUGGCGGUGACGCCGUUAAUGAUGCCGCUUCGACGAACGACAUCACCGACGCCAAUGCUAAUCUGCCCUCCGCUCAAGGUGUAGCUGCCGCCCUUCCCCGCUGUUCCGACGAUAUGGAGGCUCACCUCGAAGCGCUGCGAAUGCAGCUACAGUUAGCCGAAUUGCGUCAGAAAGUGCAUCAACUCGAGGCGCAGCAACCGACCGCCGUUUGUGUAAAGGAUUUCGAAUCCUUCAUCGAGCCGCUUGAUGCUGAGAAAAAUUCCGAUGUCAUCCGCUGGUUCCGUGAUUUGGAACGCCUUUUCUCACUCCAUCGAGUAUGCGAUGCGGACAAAUUUUUGUUUACUCUUCGGCUCCUCACAGGCACGGCAGCUAACGUCGCCAAAGAAUUUGACGUCACCACUUACGACGAACUGAAAAUGGAGCUUAUCGACAACCUUCAUUUCGUCGCUACUCCUGAAUCUGUGUACCGCCAACUCCGCAAUCGUCGGCUGCAGCCCCAAGAAUCUGCCCUCCGCUACCUGUUUGAUAUGCAGCGCAUAGCUGGCCAAGCCGACAUUCCUGAUUCGGAACUGAUCCCGAUCGUCAUCGAUGGAUUGGGAAGCCCGUCAAUUACUUCAAGCCUGCACUUCAUGCCCCUCACGAUGGAAGAUUUCCGGAAGAAGCUGAAGCUUUUCGAGUCUUGCCGUCAUCUUCGAGCCAUCAAGCCCCCUUCCGCCGUUGUUCGGGCCCCGAUGAACAACCGUAUGGAACGGCCCCUAACGUCGCAGGAACCUGUCCGCUGCUUCAACUGCUCCCGAUUUGGACACCUUCAGAGUGCCUGCUCCAAGCCGAAGCGCCCACCCGGCGGAUGUUUCCGCUGUUUCCAGACUGGGCACGUCUACCGCAAUUGCCCUGAACGUCGGGCCAACGCUACCGUUGAGGGCGGUAUUAGCGCGGAGGAUACUCUCGGCACAAACCAAGAGGGAGUCCUGUGAGCUUCAUCAGUGACACAUUAGUACCAGCUAGGCUGCUAGGACCUCUUUCAACAACUGAAUACUGCACUAUGGUUAAGGGACCACUUUAUUCUCGAAGACGAAUUAAUUGCACAAUCCAGUUUAGGGAUCAUUCUGUUCGACAUUCUUUUAUUAUAUUACCUGGAAUUGCGUGGCCUGUCAUUAUUAGUCGCGAUUUACUUAAUUCUCUUAACAUUUCUCUUACUUAUUCAUCUUUUUCAAAAUCAUGUAUUACUAAAACCCCGUUGACGGAACUUGAAGAAGUUGAUACAACUCUUCCAGAAAAAUUAGAAGAUGCUAUUAGGAGUAUUUGCUCGCUCGAUGUAAUCGAAGCCGAAAAUGAACUGGAUUUAGGAGAUACUCUAUCCUUAGAGCAGCGUUCAAUUGUUAUUUCUAUUAUCAAGAAUUCAUACCUCAAAUAUAUUUCAAACACUAAACCACUCGUACAUCCAAUGAAAAUCAAUCUAACUAAUGAUACACCAAUAUUUACUAAGCCGCGAAGACUCUCUUAUGGUGAAAGACAGCAGGUUAAGCAAAUUGUUGAUAAACUGUUAGCAGAAAACAUCAUCCGGCCCAGUAAUUCUCCUUAUGCUUCUGCGCUUGUCCUCGUUAGGAAAAAGAGUGGCGAGGUUCGUAUGUGUGUGGAUUACCGGCCCCUCAACAAAAUUACAGUUCGGGACAAUUACCCCCUACCCCUUAUCGAAACUUGUUUGGAGCAUCUGUGUGGAAAAAAAUUCUUCAGUUUGCUAGAUUUGAAAAGCGGAUUCCAUCAGGUCCCAAUGAGUGAGGAGUCUAUCCCCUACACUUCUUUUGUGACCCCAGAUGGUCAAUUUGAAUAUCUGAAAAUGCCAUUCGGUCUUCGUAACGCCCCUUCCGAAUUCCAACGUUUUAUUAAUUCUAUUUUAAGGGAAUUCAUUGAUGAUGGUAGAAUAGUAGUGUACCUCGAUGACAUCAUCAUCGCUUCUACUGAUCUUAGCUCUCACUUCAGUACUCUCCGGUCCGUAUUAGAAAAGAUUAAGCAGAACAAUUUGGAACUUCGUCUUGACAAGUGCAAAUUUGUCCAUGAAGAAAUAGAAUACUUGGGCUACAAAGCCAACUUUUCUGGAAUUCAGCCUAGUGAUAGGCACAUUAAAGCACUUACUAAUUACCCUAUGCCCACUAAUUUAAAACAACUCAGACGUUGUCUUGGUCUGUUUUCAUACUUCCGACGGUUUGUCCCAUCUUUCUCUUGCAUCGCCAAACCUAUGACAAAACUCCUUCAGAAGGACGAAGUAUUUAACUUCGAUUCAAAUUGCGUGCAUGCCUUUGAAACCUUACGUGACAAACUUGUGCAUUCUCCUAUCCUUUCCAUAUUCGACCCAAAACGGGAAACCGAAUUACACUGUGACGCAAGUUCCUUUGGUUUUGGCGCUAUUCUCCUCCAGAAACAGGAUGACAAUAAGUUGCACCCUGUUGCUUACUUUUCCAAAACCACUUCAAAAGACGAGUCCAAGUUACACAGUUAUGAGCUUGAAACUCUUUCCAUCAUUUACGCUCUUAAGCGCUUUCACACUUAUGUUCAUGGGCUCCCCAUUAAGAUAGUUACUGACUGCAACUCUCUGGUCGAGACCCUCAAGAACCGUAAUGCUUCCGCUAAGAUUGCCAGGUGGUCCUUGUUUCUGGAAAAUUACGACUAUACCAUCUGUCAUCGCUCAGGCACUUCUAUGCCUCAUGUCGACGCACUGAGUCGCACCGAAGCUGUGGGUGCCAUCGGUGAGAUUGACCUUGACUUCCAGCUUCAAGUAGCUCAGACGCGUGACCCAUCUAUCGAAGCUCUCAAACAUCGGUUAGAAUCAGAAGAAGUUGACGGAUUCUUACUUCAAGAUGGGCUUGUCUAUCGCGACAUACCUGAUGGUCAACCUCAAUUCUAUGUCCCUUCGGAAAUGGUCGACAAUGUAAUUAGACACACUCACGAGCGAAUUGGCCACCUGGGCAUAAACAAAACCUUCAGCAAAAUCAGUCAGCAUUACUGGUUCCCCCACAUGAAGCCCACUAUCGACAAAUUCAUUAAAAACUGCCUCAAGUGCAUUGUUUAUUCUGCACCUCAUCAUACUAAUGCCCGGAAUAUGUACAGCAUCCCUAAAGAGCCCUUACCCUUUGAUACCAUCCAUAUUGACCAUUUAGGUCCGCUCCCUAGUUCUUCCUUACGCAAGAAGUAUAUACUUGUUGUUAUCGAUGCUUUCACUAAAUUAACUAAACUUUACCCAACCUCCUCAACUAAUGCGAAGGAAGUGUGUUCUGCCCUUUCCCAAUAUAUGUCUUACUAUAACCGCCCUAGGCGGAUUGUUAGCGAUCGAGCUACUUGUUUCACCUCCACCUUGUUUGAGGACUUCUUGGAAUCGCAUAACAUUAGCCAUGUCCUCAACGCCACCGGAUCCCCACAAGCCAAUGGACAGGUAGAACGGGUGAACCGUGUGUUGCGUCCUAUCCUUAGCAAACUAUCUGAUGCUCCAGACCAGACCGAUUGGGUAUCCAAGUUGCGGUCAGCCGAAUACGCUUUAAACAAUACCGUCCACACAUCUACGAACUUCUGCCCCUCUGUCCUACUCUUUGGUGUCGAGCAACGCGGUAAAGUUCCAGACGAGUUAGCCGAAUACCUGGAUGAGAAAUUUGAUCGAGCCUCUAGGGACUUAGAAGCCAUUCGGGCUAAAGCGUUAGAAAACAUAGAAGAGUCUCAACGGAAGAAUGAGGAAUACUUUAGCAAAAAGCACAAACCACCACAGUGCUAUAAGGAAGGUGACUUAGUGGCUAUACGUUACUCUGAUACGACCGAUAGCGGUAAUAAGAAGCUCAAUCCUAAAUUCAGGGGACCUUACGUCAUCCAUAAAGUGUUGCCCCAUGAUAGGUACGUGGUACGCGAUGUAGAAGGAUGUCAACUCACACAACUACCCUACGAUGGGGUUCUAGAAGCGAAUAAGUUGCGACGUUGGACCGAGUCCAGUGAUUAGGAAAUUGAGGGCAAUUUAUUGUUCAGGAUAGCCGAGCUGUAACGUCCGGACUAAUAUCGCCCACUGUGCACUCAACCCGAACCCCGAACGCAGCGGUAUAAACGCGUUAUACCUUGACCGCUGGAGCACCCGGUGUGCUAGAUGAACUGUCAUAGAAUAAAGCUCUCUUCUUGGCGCGACAUUGAACUGAACAGACGUAAGCCACUGA